CAGGGUACCACGGAAGGGACAUUCCUCAGCAGCAAAGUAAAGGUCCAUGUAAGCAUUAAACCACUGCUAGUUGGGAGACUGCAGUCAUGAAGCUUUAUGUAGGGUUCAUAGUGUUCCUGUUGUACUGUUUUGGUGACACGAGCAGUGCUAAAAAGGCACGCCGCUCUGAUUCGUGGUGUCACAAAGCACCAGGACUGUCUGUGAGUCAAAGAAAGCUUUGCUUCAGAGUGCUUGGACUCGAGACUGCAAUAAAGAAAGGGAUCGAGAGAGGAUUAUCAGAAUGCGAGCGAGAAUUUCAGUGGAGUAGGUGGAAUUGUAGUGCGCUUGUAAACAAAAGUCUUUUGGAACGAGCACCAGCUGGGACAAGAGAGGCGGCGUUUACAUCUGCAUUGCUAUCAGCGUCAAUAGCCUACAGUGUAACAAAGGCCUGCACAGCGAAAAACGUCACGGAAUGCCGCUGCGAGGGAAUCAGACGUCCCAGGUACGGGCAGACCUGGAAACGGAAAGGUUGUAGUGCAAAUGCUCACUUUGGAACUUACUCAUCUGAACGUUUUAUGCUGAAUGACAGGAGAAAUAAAAGCGCUAUUGAUACACUUGUCAUGAAGCACAAUAUCAGAGUUGGACUUCAGGUUCUACAAGAGAAUCGAGUGGCAAAAUGCACAGUGGGAAAAACUGGGAGAGUUAAGUCUUGCCAUCUAACUUUACCACCACUCCACAAAAUCAGCCGAAUCAUUAAGGGAAAGUAUCACUUGGCCACAAGGGUUACUGCGCACAAACGAGGAAAGAACAAUUCACCCUUUCUGCGAACCAUUGAGCGGUACCGCGACAGACCAAAUGGAAAGAGACCAAGGAAAUCAUCUCUGGUUUACAUCCGUUACUCUCCCACCUACUGCUAUCGGCAGAAUGAAUACGGCAUUCCAGGCACGCGUGGCCGCCGCUGCCAAUUGAACUCUCUUAAAGAAGGUGACUGCACCUUGAUGUGCUGUGGUCGGGGCUACAAACGGGAGGCAAAACUUCAGAAGAGAUUUUGUGACUGUAAAACGAGUGUUGAUAAGCCAUGCAGUUGUAAAGUAUGCACAGAUGUGAUUAUGGAAAAUAAGUGCAUGUAAUGGGUCGCCUCUAAUCUAAUCUAAGGUUGAAAUCAGCUCAAAAAGUAAGACAAAGAUGAUAGAUGAAGUAUUGUAGCCGCUAAGAUGGUUAGUUGUACAAUAACGAUUUUGUUCCGUUUUGUUCAAUUGUAUCAAUAAAUGCUUAGUAGAAAAUGCAAAUGAGCACCUACACCCAUGAUACCCACGCCUAUCUUAGUCUCUUAGCUUUAAAUUUUCUUAAUGGUGAAGGUACCAACUGAAAACGAGAUUGUUGAUACGGAACAGGAAAAAUGGUAUUUUCGUGGAAGAAAUUAAUAUGAGACACAGUAAGAA
Pocillopora verrucosa is the source of this 1421-nucleotide messenger RNA. RefSeq names its product protein Wnt-7b. Gene Ontology annotation, molecular function: frizzled binding; cytokine activity. The record is from RefSeq and is a predicted model, not a curated record. Gene Ontology annotation, cellular component: extracellular region. Gene Ontology annotation, biological process: cell fate commitment; neuron differentiation; canonical Wnt signaling pathway. Lineage: Eukaryota; Metazoa; Cnidaria; Anthozoa; Scleractinia; Pocilloporidae.